Molecule: messenger RNA, 1138 nt
Organism: Austrofundulus limnaeus
Lineage: Eukaryota; Metazoa; Chordata; Actinopteri; Cyprinodontiformes; Rivulidae
Gene: cyc1
Product: cytochrome c-1
Biological process (GO): mitochondrial electron transport, ubiquinol to cytochrome c
Cellular component (GO): respiratory chain complex III
Molecular function (GO): heme binding; electron transfer activity
Source: RefSeq, a predicted model, not a curated record
UAUUCGCCGUGGUUACCAGGUGUAUAAGCAGGUGUGUGCAGCCUGCCACAGUUUGGAUUACCUGGCCUUUAGAAACCUGGUGGGGGUGACGCACACAGAGGAGGAGGCGAAGGCUAUAGCUGAAGAGUUUGAGAUCGUGGACGGUCCAGAUGACAACGGCGAGAUGUUCACACGGCCGGGGAAGCUUUCGGACUACUUCCCGAAGCCGUACCCCAACCCCGAGGCGGCCCGCGCCGCCAACGGGGGGUCUCUCCCUCCGGACCUCAGCUACAUCAUCCUGGCCAGAGAAGGAGGCGAGGACUACGUGUUCAGCCUGUUGACGGGUUACUGCGACCCGCCGGCGGGAGUGCCCGUGAAGGAGGGGCUCUACUUCAACCCCUACUUCCCCGGUCAGGCUAUCGGCAUGGCUCCGCCCAUCUACAACGAGGUCCUGGAGUUUGAAGAUGGAACCCCCGCCACCAUGAGUCAGGUAGCUAAAGACGUCUGUACUUUCCUGAGGUGGGCCGCAGAACCGGAGCACGACCAACGCAAACGAAUGGGCUUAAAGUUCUUGAUGGGCAUGGUCAUCAUCAUUCCUACGCUCUACUACAUGCAUAGGCACAAGUGGACGGUGCUGAAGAGCAGGAAGAUGAUCUACAGGCCUCCAAAGUAAAAUCAAACCAACCCCCACUGACCUGGGCCUGAAACUGAGAAGGCUGCGUUCAAUGACCCCACAUUCCUCAGUCCAGGAGGUUCAUAGAAACUCAUAAAAGCUGAUCAGCACGUACACGCCUUUCUUCAGGCGGUAGGGUUCGAAUCCUGACUCGUUCGUUUCAGUGAGAAAUGCCUUCUUUUAUUUAGCAGCAUCUUUAGGAUAAUCCUGUGUGAGGUUUUUAUUUUGUAUCUGACAGAGAUCUGUGGUGUUCUUGAACGCUCCCUCCUCGGUUCUCAUCCUCACGUCCGGUUUGGGCCACGCUGUCACAGCUGACUGAUAAGUUGAUUGAUUGGCUUAUCUUUGUAAGAUACGAUCCGACCGCGGAGACGCUGCCCGGCGGUCCGGUCUCAGUUUGUGACGUUCUGAGUUGAUGUGAGUGCACUCACUGUCCUAUAAAACAUAAACUUCUGUUUUACUGUGUAAAAUAAAUUAUCUCAAAGGAUU